AUGCGUCUCACCACGAACCUCUUUGCCAGCUUCCUCCUGCUGUCGGGAGCCGCCACCGCUCACCCGGGACAUAACGUCGCCCAGGAGGCGGCUGAGCGACGCGAUUUCCUCAACUCGGUGAAGCGAUCCUCACUCGCCCACUGCGCUGAGAAGCUCAAGGCCCGAGGCGUCGAGGCAAGGAAUGUUGCUCGGCGCUCGGCGCAAAUCUCCAAGGCCCGGCAGAAGCGCGGCCUUAAGAAGCGCGACCUCGAAUCUGUCCUGAGCGCUUCUCAUAACCAGACAGAUCAAGGAUAUACUCUGAACACAGACGCCAGCACGCUCUUUGCUGGAAUCAACUCUUGCGUGUUGACCCCCGAGGUUACCCAAGGGCCUUACUAUGUGGCCGGAGAAUACGUCCGCGAGAACAUUGUCGAAGAACAGGAGGGCCUCGGCAUUGUCCUCGACUAUCAGGUCAUUGACGUUGAGACCUGCGACCCAGUCCCCAACGUCUACCUCGAGAUGUGGCACUGCAACUCCACGGGUGUCUAUUCAGGCAUAGUCGCCAGCGGCAACGGCGACAGCUCUGAUGACACAAACAUCAACAACACCUGGCUUCGAGGAAUUCAGCGUACCGACUCGGAUGGCGUCGCGCAGUUCGAGUCCAUCUUCCCCGGCCACUAUACCAGCCGAGCCACGCAUAUCCACAUCAUGGUUCAUACAAAUGCCACUCUGCUGGCCAACAUGACUCUGGGCAGCGAAAACUACGCCAGUCACGUUGGCCAGGCCUUCUUCGACCAGGACCUCAUCUCACAGGUUGAGGCUCUGGAGCCAUACAGCUCCAACACGCAGGAACUCACCGAGAACGCCGACGACAGCAUCCUGAGCGAGGAGACAGCCACCGAUGGAGUCGACCCUUUUAUGGAAUACACCAUGCUCGGAGAUGACAUCACCGACGGCCUCUUCGCCUGGCUCGCCUUUGGUAUCAACGCCACCCAAUCUCAGUCCAUCACCCCGGCAGCCUACCUUUACGAGUCCGGAGGCGUCGCCAAUGAGAACUCGGGUGCUGGCGGCCCUGGAGGUAGUCCCCCGGAUGGAAUGACCCCUGGAGCCGCUCCUGGAAGUACACCUCCGGCCCGCGUGUGA
This is a messenger RNA of Fusarium keratoplasticum, 1122 nucleotides long. RefSeq lists its product as uncharacterized. Lineage: Eukaryota; Fungi; Ascomycota; Sordariomycetes; Hypocreales; Nectriaceae. The record is from RefSeq and is a predicted model, not a curated record. The transcript has 2 exons. The coding region runs from base 1 to 1122 and encodes 373 amino acids. Gene Ontology annotation, molecular function: ferric iron binding; oxidoreductase activity, acting on single donors with incorporation of molecular oxygen, incorporation of two atoms of oxygen.